Haplochromis burtoni (Burton's mouthbrooder) is the source of this 2720-nucleotide messenger RNA. RefSeq names its product pregnancy-specific glycoprotein 22-like. NCBI's taxonomy places the organism in Eukaryota, Metazoa, Chordata, Actinopteri, Cichliformes, Cichlidae. The transcript has 7 exons. Bases 843 to 2552 code for a protein of 569 amino acids. The record is from RefSeq and is a predicted model, not a curated record.
GUUAUAUGCAUCCUUCUUUUGUUGACGUUCACCAUCACGUUUUAUGUUUACUGUGUGUAACUGUACAGAGUCUGGAGUAUUUAAUUACACUACAUUCAUACAGACUGUCUGACAUUUAACUCAAUGUUUUGUGUUAUUACAUGCCUAUCCUAUUCUAUUAGCACAUUUCAAGUGAUGUAAAGCUUAAAAUAUACAUUUUAAUUUCCUUUUAUCAAAAUAAUAUUUUUACAGUGUGCUUUGAUGGAUAUCUGUGUUUUAAUAUUAUCUGGACAGCAUUGCUUCACAGAUUCAUGUUGGGGCAAAGAUUUGCAUCCUUUUAACAAGCUGCUUUUUACCUGGUUGUCUACAUUUUAUUCUUUAUAUAUUGUUUAUGUAACACUGAUGAAGCGCUAAUGAAUUAAUACAGGCUAGGUAUUGAGUGAAAUAUUAUUGUCCCAUCCUUUCUGAAUAAAAAUGUCUCUUCAGCACACCCAUGAAGCUUACUAAGCAGUAUAGCUCUCCUCACAAGAACUUUUGGAAUACUUAUGAAUGAACCUGUGAUUUUAGCUUUUGUGUGUCGUUUUCAAAAGUAUACAUUAUGUGAAGACCAAUUCAGUGUUGUUUAAACUUAGUUAUUGAAAUAGUGGAGGAAAAUGAUUUGUUCACAUGUGGUACAUAUUUCUUUCGGUUUGCUACAGCAGCCUGUAUCAUUAUUCUGUGUGCUGGCAAGUAGAAGUGAUAGUUUCUUUUCUGUUUUAGUAAAAACAUCAUGUGUUGUCACCGAUUUACUUUUUCCUGUCAGUUUGGGCUUAGGUUUGUUGCAGAUUUAUAUCUGGAUUUGUUCAUAAUUUUCCAGUCAAUAAAUGAAGAGCAUGGAGCAGUUUCUUAUCAUUGUUCUAUUAGCAGGAGGAACACUCGCUCUCGUUCAAGUUGAUGAGACUACUUGUGACCUCAGGAUGAACACAGGUCCAUGCUCUCCUAUUCUUGAAGGAACUGUGUAUAUCCAAGUGAUGACUAAUGCUAGUGGCCGUGAAAUGAAGUGUUUGAAAGUGCUUCCCAGUGUGAACAUAACUAUGUUCAAUCUGAAGAAAGAAAAAAUAAUGAUAGACAAGGAAUUUAACAACAGACUACAGUUUAUAAUCAAGAACGGGACACUCAAGAUCACAAACAUGAGGAGGAAUGAUUCAGGUCAAUACAGCAUUGAGGUCUUUAAUUCAGAUGGCGUUCAAGAGAAAAAUAUUCAUUUCACCCUGGAUGUUAAAGACAAUGGAAAAGUUGAAGCUCUCGUUGCAGUUGAUGAGACUACUUGUGACCUCAGGAAGAACACAUGCCCAUGCUCUCCUAUUCUUGAAGGAACUGUGUAUAUCCAAGUGAUGACGGAUGCUAGUGGCAGUGAAAUGAAGUGUUUGAAGGUGCUUCCCAAGGGAAACAUAACUGUGUUCAGUAUAAAGAAAGAAAAAAUAACAACAGACAAGAAAUUUAACAACAGACUACAGUUUAUAAUCAAGAACGGGACACUCAAGAUCACAAACCUGAAGAGGAAUGAUUCAGGUCGAUACAGUGUUGAGGUCUUUAAUUCAAAUGGAGUUCAAGAGAAAAAUAUUCAUUUCACCCUGGAUGUUGAGGACAAUGGCAACGUUGAAGCUCUCAUUCCAGGUGAUGAGACUACAUGUGACCUCAGGACGAACACAUGUCCAUGCUCUCCUAUUCUUGAAGGAACUGUGUAUAUCCAAGUGAUGACUGAUGCUAGUGGCCAUGAAAUGAAGUGUUUGAAGGUGCUUCCGAGGGGGAACAUAACUAUGUUCAAUAUAAAGAAAGAAAAAAUAAUGAUAGACAAGGAAUUUAGCAACAGACUCACGUUUAUAAUCAAGAACGGGACAUUCAAGAUCACAAACGUGAAGAGGAAUGAUUCAGGUCAAUACAGCAUUGAGGUCUUUAAUUCAGAUGGAGUCCAAGAGAAAAACAUUCAUUUCACGCUGGAUGUUAAAGACAAUGGAAAAGUUGAAGCUCCUGUGUCCUCUGUCCUGCUGGUCUCUGAGUGUCUGUCCCAGGGAGAGAUGAGGGUGUCCUGCUCCUCUGAGGGAGGGGACAGUCCUCAGUACAGCUGGACUCUGGAUGGACGCACACUGACAGAUGCUGAGCUCCUUUCUGGAAGUAAUAAGACAAACAUCAUCACUUUGAAACAGCACGUCUCGGGAAAUCUGGUCUGCUCAGUGAGGAACAAUGUCAGUAAUGACUUCAAAGAAGAGAGGAUAUCUACCUGUGGCUUUGUUUUCAUCAGCUGCUCAUUAUUUAAUGGGACACAGAUGUCAGGGUGGGUGCAUAAGUCCAGCAAUACCCUUUGUCCCGAACCAACAGGAGACCCUUCCAUGGCCACACAAACUGCAGUGGGUGCUUCCUGGUUCAUGUUUGGUUUGAAAGUCGCUGUGGUAAUUAUAUCAUUAAGUGGAAUUUCGCUCUAUUUUGCUUGGAAGAAAAAAACAAUAUUGGAGGGCUCUGCUGUCCCACAAAGGAUGGAAUAUCCAGAUAACUCUGUUUUGAUGAUUGCAUUGAGUUCUCACUCCAACACAUAGUGUCACUUUUCACCUGUUGUACAUUUCUCAUGUGUCCUCAUAGGCUUGUAAAUAAGCAUUAGUGGGGGGGCCUCAUUUUAUUGACAGCUUAGUAUAUUUUUAGUAUAUGUCAAUAUGUUUUUUGUGUUUUUAUUAUUCAAGAACAACAAUCCAGCAAAAUAUAAUCGA